GAGCAUCAAGUUGCUACUCAGAGAAUUGAAAUAACAAACAUAAUGAAUGAGAAAAUUAAAAUUAGAACUUUUAGUAUCGAUAAAGUUAUAAAUUAUUCUAGCUUCAAGAAUAACAUUUCAGAACAUAAUAAAAGAAUAGUCAUUGAACAUUUAGAAAUAGGCAAUGGCAUUUAUAGGACAAUAAAAUCUAUUUUAAAUAUUCUUCUUCCUAUUUGA
This is a messenger RNA of Cetraspora pellucida, 216 nucleotides long. The record is from the annotation of a GenBank genome assembly. NCBI's taxonomy places the organism in Eukaryota, Fungi, Glomeromycota, Glomeromycetes, Diversisporales, Gigasporaceae.